ACAAAAGAAAUUAAUAAUUCUAUGAAUGCAAAUAAAUUUAUAAAUGUUGAUGCUGAAAUUAUUUUCGAGAUGCCAUCUAAUGCUGAUAUAAUCUGUGCUGUUAAAAAUAAGAAUAAACCUUUUUAG
Messenger RNA from Cetraspora pellucida, 126 nucleotides. Lineage: Eukaryota; Fungi; Glomeromycota; Glomeromycetes; Diversisporales; Gigasporaceae. The record is from the annotation of a GenBank genome assembly.